Photinus pyralis (common eastern firefly) is the source of this 1618-nucleotide messenger RNA. RefSeq lists its product as uncharacterized. The record is from RefSeq and is a predicted model, not a curated record. The coding region runs from base 332 to 1273 and encodes 313 amino acids. Gene Ontology annotation, molecular function: neuropeptide binding; G protein-coupled receptor activity. NCBI's taxonomy places the organism in Eukaryota, Metazoa, Arthropoda, Insecta, Coleoptera, Lampyridae. Gene Ontology annotation, biological process: neuropeptide signaling pathway. The transcript is spliced from 2 exons. Gene Ontology annotation, cellular component: neuron projection.
GUCGUUUUUUGUUGAGAAGUGAACUUUUUUUAUUAACAGCUAUUCGUCAUUCUACAAGAAAUUUACUUUUAUCGAAAAAAGGUAAUUCCGUAACAAGGGGAAUGCGACGGCGGCGCGUCUGGGUUAAUGCUAAGAACUCCAAGACAAUGGCCAAACAAUAGCGUCACGUUUAAUUAAGUAACCACGCGUCAGGAUGUAUUAUAUAAAUUGAACGUAAUAGACCCUUUCAUAAACAUUGUGCAAAACACGAAGUAGGUAACUCCCACAGAUUUUGUUAUUGUCUCGCGACAUCUCCACCUUGUGCGUCUUUUGAUAUUUAUACGCUGCCAAUAUGGAGGCUGAAGAAUUUGGAAAUUUCAGCAAUUUAACAUUUGACGCGACCUCAUCGGCGCACUACUUCGUACAAGACAUGCUAUUUACAAUGCUUUGCUUCGUGGCAAUCCUGGCCAACGUAGGUAUCAUCUACACGACCUUCCACUUCAGAAGAAUGCGCACUGUACCCAACAUAAUUCUGGCGAAUUGGGCCAUCGCCGAUCUCUCCUGUCUUCUAACAACACCGAGCAACUACCGCCUGAUUGCGAUCUUAGACAAUAUUUCGCUUCCCGGAGUCUUCGUGUGCAGCCUGUACGAAGUAGGCAAUAGCGCGGCGAUGGCAACGCUUUUCUUCGCGAUAUUCUUGUCAACGGAUUGGUGCAUUGCGGCCUUCUUUGAGAGUGCGUCGAAAAAGUUUCGGAAGUACACCGUACACUACCUCCUCGUCUUCUGGGUGUGCGUGCUCGGCGUUUUGUGCGUGGGUGUCGUGUACUGCAUCCACAAUUACCUAUCAUAUCUGAUCCAAGCCAUCAUGAUCCUCAUUGCGUACUGCACGCUACUGCUGUUUGUUAUCACUCUCCAAAUUUGUAACUGCGUUAAAAGGUGCAGAAGGCGACGCGUUUCCUAUCCAAAGCUCAUGUUAAACAUCUCGACUGCCUUCACCAUAAGCUGGUUCAUUGGAUUUGUCAAUCUCUUCAUAAUGGCCGGCGCCAACAGGUUUUAUAGAGUUGUCGAGAUGAUAUCUUCGAUUUUUCUAUACUGCACGUCAAUAAUGAUCUUUAUUAUUUUGUAUCGACAGAGUAACGACUUCCACGCGUGCGUUAACAAUAUUCUCAGGAGGGAUAGAAGCGGCUAUGAGGAGGCAAAUUUUGAUUUUCACACGCCGGUGAGAAAGCCGAUAGUCAAAAAUGGCGCGAAUUGUCUAUUCAGCAAUAGAGAUCAAAAUGUGUUUAUAUGUUAGGAUCACUUGUGUGGCUCUAAGCAGGAAUUGGACAUGGUCUUCCCAAUGGAUCGGUACGAGAAAUGAGUGUAAAUUAGUACCUAAAGCUUUCAUAUUUUAUAGUGCAUUACUAUGACUAUGGCGAGAAAAAAGUUGAUGUAUUAAGAUAGGUAGCUCAUUUGUCAUGGGCCACCAGCAAAGCUAAUGUAAUGACCUACUAUAAAGCAUUCUAUGUCUAUAUAUACCCUUAAAAGCUCUGCACACAAGCAGCAGUUUAUAAAGAUUUGUAGUUGUAUCAAGAUUUAACGUUUAUUUAUUUUGUUCGGCAAUCGUUGUUUGCAAUCUGAUUAGAAUUGUUAUAACUAA